Molecule: messenger RNA, 951 nt
Organism: Cavenderia fasciculata
Lineage: Eukaryota; Evosea; Eumycetozoa; Acytosteliales; Cavenderiaceae
Exons: 2
Coding region: 1-951 (316 amino acids)
Molecular function (GO): zinc ion binding; DNA binding
Source: RefSeq, a predicted model, not a curated record
AUGGAUAAUACUAGCGUUGAUAGAAGCAACAAGGUAGAUGAUAUCGAUAAAUCAUCUUCCCCUUCUACCGCUAGUAGUAGUGGUACAACAACAACAACAACAGUGAAUGAAAAUAAUAAAGAUGAACAACAACUACGACAACAACCAAAUUCUGUAAAUAAUAAUAAUAACAACAACAAUAAUAAUAAUAAUAGUAAUCCUUCAUCCGUAUCGUCAAAUGUUGUCGAGGAGUCAAUAACAACAACAACAACAACGACGACAACAACAACAACAACAUCAAUACCACAAGAACAACAACAAACGGAUGAUACUACUAAACCAUCAAUGUGUAAAACAACCAAAUGUAUAUUUUAUGGUAAUCCAAAAACAAUUGGAUUAUGUUCAGGUUGUUUUAACAAAUCACCAGAGGCAUUAAAACUACAACAACAACAAAAAGAUGAAAAUGUAUUGACUACGACGACGACAACGAUGGUGGAAUCCACGGCAGUAGGAGAGGCACCUGUUAAUAACAACAACAAUAAUAGCAAUGAUAAAUCUAGAGGAACCAAACGAUCGAUAUAUGACAUUGAAACUGAGAUUUUAACGCUACCGUCAUCACCCAACAAGAAUAGAUAUAAUUCUUCUACCAACAAAAACAAUAAUAACGCAAAUGAUAGUGCUGGAGCAAGCAACUCAACAAAUACAACAACAACAACGACACCAAAUACUUCACCAGAGAAACCAUCUACACCUCCUUCCUCUUCUGGGUCACCUGUAAAAUGCUCAUUCACAGGAUGCAACAAAAAACUUGGCAUCAUGAUGUCUGUUUCAUCCAAGUGUCGAUGUGGAUUGAUAUUUUGUGGAUCACAUAUGAAUAAUCACAAAUGUACAUUUGAUUACAAGUCUCUUGGGAAAUCGAUGAUUGCCAAAGCAAAUCCUCAAAUCGUUGGAACUAAAAUCGUUAAACUAUAA